AUGGCUUGGCGAUUAAUUUGUGAUCGUGGUCAACAAAUAUGGAAAUAUUUUGUAAAUGAAAAUUCCAAUUCAAUUGAAUUUGAUAAAGAAAGUUUGAAUUCUUCAGAUAAAGUUUAUCGAGAAUAUGCUAUUGAACAAAAUUCUAAACGAUUAAAUAUUGAUGAAAAUCAAUAUGAAAAAUUUCAUAUACCUUUAUUUAAAGAUGAAUUAUGUUCAUCAGUAGUUAAAAGUGUUUUAAAUGGAAUAGAUUAUUAUUCAUCAUUACAAGUUGAUGAUGGUCAUUGGCCUGGAGAUUAUGGUGGUCCAAUGUUUUUAUUACCUGGUGCAAUAAUAACAUCUUAUAUAACAAAAUUUGAAUUUUCUCAAGAAGAAAAAAAUGAAAUGAUAAAAUAUUUAUUUAAUCAUCAAUUAUCAAAUGGUGGAUGGGGAACUCAUAUUGAAAAUAAAGCAACAAUGUUUGGAACUGUUUUAAACUAUAUAUCAUUAAGAUUAUUAGGAAUUCCAUUUAAUAAUGAACAAUUACAAAAAGCAUAUAGUUUUAUUCAAUCAGAAGGUGGUGCAAUGUAUGCUCCAAGUUGGGCGAAAUUUUGGUUAUGUGUAUUAGGAGUAAUGCCAUGGGAAGGUGUUAAUUCAUUAUUUCCUGAAUUAUGGUUAUUACCUGAAUGGUUAUCUGUACAUCCUUCACGAUAUUGGUGUCAUUGUAGAAUGGUUUAUUUACCAAUGAGUUAUGUUUAUGCUGAAAAAAUUGUUGGUGAAAUAACUCCACUUAUUAAAGAAUUACGAAAUGAAUUAUAUAUUGAAAAAUAUCAUGAGAUUGAUUUUACUAAACAUCGAAAUUCAAUUAGUUCCUUAGAUUUAUAUACUCCACAAACAUAUUUAUUAAAAAUAUUAAAUAUUUUUACAAAUACUUAUGAAUCUGUAUAUAAUCGUCAAUUACGUAAUAAAGCAAGUGAAUUUUUAAUAGAUUAUAUUCAAGCAGAAGAUGAACAUACAAAUUAUAUAAAUAUUGGACCAGUAAAUAAAUUUAUAAAUAUGUUAUCAAUAUGGUAUUCAAAAGGACGUCAAAGUCAACAAUUUCAACAACAUUUAAAUCGUGUUAAAGAUUAUUUAUGGUUAAGUGAAGAUGGAAUGAAAAUUCAAGGUUAUAAUGGUUCACAAUUAUGGGAUACAGCUUUUUCAAUUCAAGCUAUUUUAGAAACAGGAUUAGAACAUUUAUAUACAAAUUGUCUUAAUUCAGCUUAUUAUUAUUUAGAAAUAAGUCAAGUAUUAGAAGAUGUUAAAGAUCAUGUUAAAUAUUAUCGUCAUAUAUCAAAAGGUGGAUGGCCAUUUUCAACAAGAGAUCAUGGUUGGCCAAUUACAGAUUGUACAUCAGAAGGAAUAAAAGCUACAUUAUUAUUACAUGAACAAAUGUCGAAUGGUCCACGUUUAAUAACAUCUGAACGUUUAGAAGAUGCUAUUAAUUUUAUUUUAAGUACUCAAAAUAAAGAUGGUGGAUGGGCAUCUUAUGAACUUCAACGUUCAGGUUCUUGGUUAGAAUGGUUAAAUCCUGCUGAAGUAUUUCAAGGAAUUAUGGUUGAUUAUUCCUAUACAGAAUGUACAUCUGCUUGUAUUCAAGCAUUAUGGAAAUUUCGUUCACAAACGAUUUAUUCAAAUUAUCGACGAAAAGAAAUUGAUAUUUCAAUUAAACGUGGAAUUGAAUUUAUUAAAAAACAACAAAAAAUCGAUGGAAGUUGGUAUGGAAGUUGGGCUGUAUGUUUUACAUAUGGAACAUGGUUUGCUAUUGAAGCUUUAAUAACUGUUGGUGAAUCACCAAAAUCAAAAAUAAUUACAAAAGCAAUUGAAUUUUUAAUUUCAAAACAAAAUUCUGAUGGUGGAUGGGGAGAAUCUUAUUUAAGUUGUGUUCAUAAAACUUAUGUUCCUCAUAAACAAUCUCAAGUUGUUAAUACAUCUUGGGCUGUUUUAACAUUAAUGUCGGCAAAAGCUGAUUCAAAUAUAAUUCGAAAAGGUAUUCAAUUUAUUCUUAAUAAACAAUCUUCAAAUGGUGACUGGAAUCAACAAAGUAUUAGUGGUGUUUUUAAUGGAAAUUGUAUGAUUAGUUAUACAAAUUAUAGAAAUAUUUUUCCUAUUUGGGCUCUUGGAAGAUUUAUUAAAAAUUAUUCUACACAAUAA
Molecule: messenger RNA, 2169 nt
Organism: Adineta steineri
Lineage: Eukaryota; Metazoa; Rotifera; Eurotatoria; Adinetida; Adinetidae
Source: the annotation of a GenBank genome assembly